UAAUAAAAGAGAGACCCCUGAGUAUCAAAAUCAAAACCCUCGUCCCUAUUUCACUUCACAUCCCCACGGAAUUACAAUUAAAAAGAGAAUUUUCCUCACAAGAUUUUCUCCAGGGAUAUGUUUACGGUGGCUCUGUAAUCAACGAGUUACAUGCAAGAGGUGGAAGUAACUGGGAAAUGUUACUGGAUGAUGCCGGAUUAUUAUCAUUUAAUCGAAGGAUCACUCAAUUGAACGAUAUAUUUCAAAAUUAAAAAAUGGCUCAGCAAUCAUCGCGGCUUAACCGCCUGCUCACUUUAUUGGACACGGGUUCGACCAAAGGAACAAGGUUUACUGCGGCCAGGCAGAUAGGGGAAAUUGCCAAAUCACAUCCUCAGGACCUGAAUUCUCUGUUGAGCAAGGUGUCCCAAUAUCUGCGCAGUAAAAAGUGGGAUACCAGGGUUGCUGCAGCUCAUGCCAUAGGAGCUAUUGCCGAGAAUGUUAAACAUACAUCUUUGACCGAGCUCUCUAAUACUUUUGAAAUAAGAUUGUCAGAAGCUGGGAUUUCUGGCACCUUCACCGACAUUAUGACACGGCCUGACGUCAAUCCUGAAAAUUCAGCAGGCACUUCUUUUAGAAGUUUUGAUCUAAACAAGGUGUUGGAUUUUGGUGCUUUGGUAUCAUCUGGUGGACAGGAAUACGAUAUUGCAAGUGAUAACGACAAGAAUUCAAGGGAUAGAUUGACUCGACAAAAGCAAAAUCUUCGGCGUCGAUUGGGGUUAGAUGUGUGCGAGCAGUUCAUGGAUGUCAGUGAUAUGAUAAGAGAUGAAGACCUUCUUGUGCACAAAAUUCAUUCCUCUGGCAAUGGAGUUUCCCUUCAGUAUUUUUCAUCCAGGCCUCUUCGUAAUAUCCAGCAACUUGUUACAAACAUGGUUCCUGCCUCCAGAUCUUGGAGGCCUAGUGCCAGGGAACUAAAUCUCUUGAAACGUAAAGCAAAAAAUAAUUCAAAGGAACAAAAGAAGGGGUGGUCAAAGGAUGGAGAUGCAGAGGUACCACAAUCACAAGAUAUGGUUCCUCCGAAGGGAAGCAUGUCUAUAGACUCCCCGAGCUCGCAUAAGCAACUUCCAGACGGUGUUUCUGAUGAAGACAGCUUUGAGAAUGAUGGAUAUGGGGGAUGGCCUUUUCAAUGUUUUGUUGAACAACUCCUUGUCGAUAUGUUUGACCCAGUUUGGGAGGUUCGUCAUGGCAGUAUCAUGGCCCUAAGAGAGAUAUUGACCUUUCAAGGAGCUAGUGCAGGAAUUUUGACUGAAAUGAGCUGCAAGGCGUCGUCAGUUCCACCUUUGAAAGUUGAAGAUGAUGAAAAUACAACAAAGAGAAAGAGGGAACUCAAUUUGAAUCAACAUGUUUUGGUGGAAGAGUUGGAGCCAGUUUUGAAGAGACCAAAGUUGGAAAAUGUUUCAUGUCCAGAGACUGAUAUAACAACCUCUGCCUCUAGUGAUGGAGAUUUGGGCAUUUGUACAAAAGUUGAAGGUGGAGGAAACAUGCCUCUUAUGCAACUAAAUGGGGAAACUAAUGUUAGUUCCAUUAAGAUGGAACCUGAACCUCGUAUGAAUAGUGCAUGCCAUUCUAAUGUUCAUCUGACAGAGGAAAGGAUUUGUACUGAAGACAAGGAUUCAAUGCAGAAGAAGAACAUACUUGAAAAUUGCGCUGAAAAUGCCGAGCUUAUGAACUUGGUUAAAAUGGCUAGGAAUUCCUGGCUGAGAAAUUCUGGAUUUCUGCAAGAUUGUGCAAUUCGUUUCUUGUGUGUCUUGUCCUUGGACCGUUUUGGAGACUAUGUCUCUGAUCAGGUUGUUGCACCAGUCAGGGAAACUUGUGCGCAAGCAUUGGGUGCUGUGCUCAAGUACAUGCACCCUACAUCAGUUCAAGAGACUUUGAAUAUUUUGUUGCUGAUGCAGCGUAGGCCAGAAUGGGAGAUCCGUCAUGGGAGUCUUUUGGGCAUUAAAUAUUUAAUUGCUGUGCGACAGGAGAUGCUCCAUGAAUUGCUUGACUAUGUUCUCCCCGCAUGUAAAACUGGGCUUGAAGAUCCUGAUGAUGAUGUAAGAGCAGUAGCUGCUGAGGCAUUAAUACCAACCGCAGCCUCAAUUGUUUCUCUGAAGGGUCCAGUCUUGCACUCUAUUGUUAUGCUACUUUGGGACAUUUUGCUUGACCUGGAUGAUCUUAGUCCAUCAACCAGCAGAUGUCUUACUUUAUUUGUUGGUGAAGCAGUUAUCUAUAUCCUUUUAGAAAUUAUCGUCAAGGUCUUGCAGUCAGAUCAUUUAUAUGCUACACAAUGUCCAAAGCUUAUCUACAAAAUAAAAAUGCCUGAUAAUAAGAUUUUAAUAAACAAUAUUCAGGUAGUUCGUUCUAUUGCUCCUUUACUGGAUGAGACGCUGAGGCCAAAACUUCUCACUCUUCUACCAUGCAUUUUCAGAUGUGUCCGCCAUUCUCAUAUUGCUGUGAGGUUAUCUGCGUCUAGAUGCAUCACAGCAAUCGCCAAAUCAAUGACUCUGGAUGUCAUGGGUGCGGUCAUUGAGAAUGCUGUUCCAAUGCUAGGAGAUAUGACAUCUGUACAUGGUAGACAAGGAGCUGGUAUGCUUGUUAGUUUGCUUGUGCAGGGAUUGGGAUUGGAACUUGUCCCUUAUGCUCCUUUGUUAGUUGUUCCUCUUCUGAAGUGCAUGGGUGAUUGUGAUCAUUCUGUCAGACAGAGUGUAACACAUAGUUUUGCUGCCCUUGUACCUCUUCUCCCGCUAGCUAGUAACCACUUUGAAAUUAAUGCUGAGUGGACAUUUUUUAUUGUCCCCAUCCAUGGUUAUUCGAAAAGGUUGUUGAGGCUUGCAGAGCUUUUAAAAUUAAAGAAGGUGGAAAACUAUAAACCAACAUUGAUUCAAGGUGCUGUGGCAUCUAAGUAUGAUAAAAUGCAGCUUGAUACAUUUUUUGGUUUCAGGUAUCAACAAGAAGGCAUAAAUUGGCUAGCAUUUUUAAAGCGAUUUAACCAUCAUGGCAUCUUAUGUGAUGAUAUGGGUCUAGGUAAAACCCUUCAAUCAUCAACAAUCGUGGCAUCUGAUGUAGCAAAGCGCAUUGCUGUUAAUGCUAAUGAUCUACCACCAUCAUUAAUAGUGUGCCCAUCAACGCUUGUUGGGCACUGGGUGAAUGAGAUAGAGAAGUUUAUUGAAUCUUAUCUUUUAGCAUCACUUCAAUACAUCGGUUCUGCUCAAGAGCGCUUGUCUCUUCAACCACAAUUUGACAAGCACAGUGUUAUUGUAACAUCAUAUGACGUAGUCCGUAAAGAUAUUGAUUAUCUCAGCCAACUUUUCUGGAACUACUGCAUUUUGGACGAGGGACAUAUAAUAAAGAACUCAAAGUCCAAAGUCACAGGUGCAGUGAAACAAUUGAAGGCUCAGCACCGUCUGAUACUGAGUGGGACACCAAUCCAGAAUAACGUGUUGGAUCUUUGGUCUCUUUUUGACUUUCUCAUGCCAGGAUUUCUUGGAACAGAAAGACAAUUUCAAGCCACUUAUGGAAAACCACUGCUAGCUGCCAGGGAUCCUAAAUGUUCAGCUAAGGAUGCUGAAGCUGGUGCACUUGCCAUGGAAGCUCUGCACAAGCAGGUUAUGCCUUUUCUCUUACGCCGAACAAAAGAUGAAGUAUUGUCUGAUUUACCAGAGAAGAUCAUUCAGGACAGAUAUUGUGACCUGAGUCCUGUACAGUUGAAAUUGUAUGAACAAUUUUCUGGUUCACAUGUUAGACACGAAAUCUCAAGUAUGGUGAAGGUAAAUGAAGAUAAAGGAGAGGGACCCAAAGCAUCUUCUCAUGUUUUCCAGGCCCUUCAAUACUUGUUAAAACUUUGUAGCCAUCCAUUGCUUGUCCUUGGUGAAACGAUCCCGGAGUCACUCUUAUCUCAUCUGUCAGAACUCUUUCCCGCCAAUUCCUGCACAGCUUCAGAACUCCAUAAACUGCACCAUUCGCCCAAACUUGUUGCCCUUCAGGAGAUACUAGAAGAAUGUGGAAUAGGUGUCGAGGCAUCAGGUUCUGAAGGCACCAUUAGUGUUGUGCAGCAUCGAGUUCUCAUAUUUGCACAACAUAAGGCCCUUUUGGACAUUAUUGAAAGAGAUUUGUUUCACACCCAUAUGAAAAGCGUCACUUAUUUGCGGUUGGAUGGAUCAGUUCAACCUGAGAAGCGCUUUGAAAUUGUGAAGGCCUUUAACUCAGACCCCACAAUUGAUGUUCUGCUGCUCACAACUCAUGUUGGUGGGCUUGGUUUGAACCUGACAUCAGCAGAUACCCUGGUUUUUAUGGAGCAUGACUGGAAUCCCAUGCGAGAUCACCAGGCAAUGGACCGAGCGCACAGGUUAGGUCAGCGGAAAGUCGUCAAUGUUCACCGUCUCAUCAUGAGAGGUACCUUGGAAGAAAAAGUGAUGAGCCUCCAAAAGUUCAAAGUGUCGAUUGCUAAUGCUGUCAUCAAUGCGGAUAAUGCAAGUAUGAAUACCAUGAAUACAGACCAGUUACUGGAUCUAUUUACAACUGCUGAAGGCAAAAAGGGAAGAAGAAAAUCAAUACAGUCAGACGAAAGCUUUGAAGGGGAUAAAAAAUUAACGGGCGGUGGCAAGGGACUUAAGGCCAUUCUUGGUGGACUAGAGGAGCUUUGGGAUCAAUCACAGUACACUGAAGAAUAUAAUCUAAACCAGUUUUUAGCAAAGCUAAAUGGCUGAAUAAAGCAUGGGAUAUUAGAAGCUCAAGAGAUUGUUGAUCAGAGUGCAAAAUAAUACAAUCAUGUGGAAGAUAUUAGCUCCAGCAAGCUGCCUCCAGUGUACAAAAGUGUAUAUUCAGCGUACCGCCUCUCCAAUUUUGGCGAUUAGUGUAGUUGUCAUUUCCCCUUUUCUCUUUACUAUCAUUUUCGUACAUGCAUUAUAUGGAGGAGGCGAUUCGUAGUUGGUUGAGAGCGAGCAUGACUGGGCCAGUGAAUCCACAUGUAGCUCCGGAAGAAGGUGAUAGGACAUGUAAAGUUUUGAAUAUUAUAUAUACAUUCAGAUAUUCCUGAUUUUUCACAGCUAUUCAUAUUGCUAGACUACAUUUCUUUUAAAUUUUUGACGAUCCUAUGGAAUGACGACCUGAUCUGAGUUGUUAUUUCA
Messenger RNA from Olea europaea var. sylvestris, 5144 nucleotides. Its product is annotated as TATA-binding protein-associated factor BTAF1-like. The transcript is spliced from 27 exons. Lineage: Eukaryota; Viridiplantae; Streptophyta; Magnoliopsida; Lamiales; Oleaceae. Bases 255 to 4724 code for a protein of 1489 amino acids. The record is from RefSeq and is a predicted model, not a curated record. Gene Ontology annotation, molecular function: ATP-dependent chromatin remodeler activity; DNA binding; ATP binding.